Messenger RNA from Ananas comosus (pineapple), 1104 nucleotides. Its product is annotated as E3 ubiquitin-protein ligase RNF4-like. Lineage: Eukaryota; Viridiplantae; Streptophyta; Magnoliopsida; Poales; Bromeliaceae. Bases 211 to 831 code for a protein of 206 amino acids. The transcript has 5 exons. The record is from RefSeq and is a predicted model, not a curated record.
GAAAAACGUGGUCGGUGAAAGGAAACAAAUGUAUAAAGGCGAGUUCUCAAAGCGGAGAACUUCCCCUUUCUCUCCUCAUUCUCGAUCGCUUCUCGACCUUCAAAACCCUAGCCCACACAUCAAGGGCGACGCCUCUCCCGCGUUUGCUUGGAGAAAUUCCAGGGGUUGUACUGUUAGGUAAAAGGCUUCUAAAUAUCCCGAAGACACAACAUGAGCGCACUGGGGCCGACAAGGAGAUCGAUGAAGAGGCGUGGUCGCGAAAUUCCGCUUGGAAAGGAGGUAUUUGAUUUGGACUUGAAUUCUCUGCCGGUUGAGAUUGCUGAUGCGACUUCAGCUUCCAAUGUGGGGCUGAAUCGUGCGCCCAUCGAUGUUGAUGCUAUUGAAGAUGAAGUUCAGUUGCUCUCCUCCUCAAGAGGGGUUCCCCAAACAAGGGCCCGGAGUAGACGGGAACACCCUGCGACAAUAAUUUUAGAUGAUGACUCAGAAUCAGGCGUCUCUAUCAGAAACAAUGAAUCUAGGACGGCUCCACUGAAUAGGACUGGCACAAAUUAUGAUGUUUAUCAAGAUUUGGAAGGAGGCUACAGUGCCAAGAAAAAAGAUGUGGUGAAAAGUAAUCCGGGGCCCGUUGUCAAGGAGGUUCCGAAGGAACCCACAUUCACCUGUCCUGUAUGUAUGAACACGAUGGUCGAGCCGUCAUCAACUAUUUGCGGCCAUGUUUUCUGUAAGGGCUGCAUCAAGGCCGCAAUUCAGGUUCAGAAGAGAUGCCCCAAUUGUAGAAGGAAGCUUACCGUGAACAACUUCCAUAGGGUUUACCUCCCAAAUUCUGAAUGAGGAAGAUGGAUAUUUUGGUCGCUUUUUCUCUGCGCAUCUGUUUCGCUCGCUUUAAGUCUUAAUAACUGCCUAUUUUGGGUCACAUUCGCAGUCCUUUUUUUCUUUUUUACUUCCAAUAUUUUCGCUCUCUGUUGACAAUUGCUAGUUCUUGUGAUUCGACAAACUUGUGUUGUAUAUGUGUUUAAAGAAUCAUCUUUCUGUUUCUGCUGCUGUACCAAAUGCAAGUUUUUUAGUAACAUUAUGUUAGUGAAAUAGUGGGAUAUGUGAAGAUCA